AUGGGUAAGAAGGAUAAAAAAGGAAGAAAGAAGGCUGUAGACGACUGGGAGGAGGACCUUCCCACCGUAGAUGACUCCAUUUCUAAAAUCCCCGCUGCUGAUCCCGAUUUGCCACAAGAACCUACGCCAGUUGUCGAAGACGAUGAGUUUGGCGUUCAAUCGAUGCAACCUGAGGAUUGGGCUGAUGAAGAAAGAUGGAGAGAUCAAGCUGAAAAGAAAAAAGCAUCACAACCAUCGCAACCGGUAGUACAGGAAACAAAAGAGGAGAUCAAAGAGGAGGUUAAGCAACCGAUAGCACCUGCGGAACGUCGACGUAUUGAAGAAGAAGAACAACGCAAACAGGAGGCUAAGCGUUUAAAAAAAGAGAAAGAAAAGGCUAAAAAGGAACAACUUAAGAAGGAGGGUAAACUGUUAACAAAAACCCAAAAAGCUAAACAACAACAAGCCCAACUGAGGUUAAAACAAAUGAUAGAAGCUGGCGUUAAGAUAGAAGGUCUAGAAAAGGAAGGUGAUCAGAAACCAAAGAGGGUUGUUUACGCGAGCAAAAAGAAGAAACCUAAAAAUGAAACGAAAGAAUCAAUAUCAGGAGCAGAUGUUUCUUCGCAGAUUUCCGAAGGGAAUCUUGACGAAGUGUCUGAGAAGGGUUCAGAAGAAAAAGAGGUGGUUUCUGGUGAACCUAUUAACAAGAACAUAAAGGAAAGUUGGGAGGAAGAUGAGGAUGACGCCGUAGCAGUUAAAAAUGACGCUGUGGCAGUUGAAAAUGACGACAGUAUCAAAGAUAGUUGGGAUGCAACAACGGAUGAAGAUGAAACGGUUCCACAACCUCAAGAUGUGCUAGCCAAAAAGAAAGAACAGAUAAAGCCUUCAACAAAAGAUGUGCCAGUCAAGAAGCAGGAACUGGUAGGAACACAACCGUCAACUUCAUCUAAAGCUCCUCAGUCUGAACCACCCGAGGAGUCGGAGGAUGAAACAGAAGAGUCCGAAUCGGAAAGCGAUGAGGAAGAUGAAACAGAAAGCGAUGAUGAAGUCUCAGAACACCAGAAGCAAAUCAUGAAACGUAAAGCUGAAGCAGCUGAACGCCGAAAGGCGCGUCUUGAACAAGCUCUCGCUGCUCGAUCAAAGGACAACUUGCGGUCUCCAAUUUGCUGCAAAUGUUUCGGGAAAGGAACUCCUAUUAUGAUGUAUGAUGGUCGAAUAAAACCUGUUGAAACAAUCAAAGAAAAUGAUCAAGUUAUGGGAGAUGAUAGUACACCGCGUAAAGUCAGUGGGGUAACCCACGGUAAAGGAUUUCUAUAUAGAAUCAUACCAACACAAGAUCCUUUUGCGCAACCUUUUGUCUGUAACGAUGCACAUAUCCUAGUUUUAAAAAUAACCUCUGGACCUUCUGUGUAUCAUCAAGAUUCUGAAAAUGGAAAUUCCUAUUUCCGUCUUCUCUAUUUUGUAUUCAAUCAUAUUACGAAUCUUGUGCAAAAAGUGGAUAAAUUGUAUUCGUAUCCAAGCAUCGACUAUCCUACCGCACUUGAUGCCGAAAGAGCUGCUUUUCACGACAUGGAAUUACUUGAUCAAUCAAAAAAUUCUAUAGAAGAAUCACAGUCCACCUAUACUAUAAUACGACCAGGUUUCAUAUGGCAACCAUCUGUCACACAAUUUCUUGAUUGUGAUCCGGAAGUGAGAGCGGAAGCGAGAAUGUAUGCCCCCAAAGAAGUUAAGUUCUCAAGAUGCGAAGGUGCAUUCUCUAGGAUAGUCGAUCAAGUCGUUGGAGCACCUGCGUCCGUUCCUAUAGUUAAACUGUGUGCUUGGCUAAUAGGCUUUUGGAUCGGUGGUGGGUUUGAAGGCAUUGGAGAAGUCAGUCAAUAUAUUAAUAAAUACAUUUCGGAAUGCAGUGCUGAGGAGGUUUCCGAUAAUGAGAAUGCCUAUCCCAAAAAUAGAUCAAAUCAAAAUGUUUUAAACGGACUUUUACAAGAACUUGACAUCUUAGUAGAAAAGGACAUUCCUUCUAUUAUGAUGUACGAUGAAAUAACUUUAGUUCGCCUACCGCUGCUUGUUGGUUUAAUAGAUAGUCAAGGAUUUCAGGGUGGUUCUAUCAUCAACACAAAUAAAAAGUAUGGCGAACUCCUUCGAGCUCAGAGACGAGAGCACCUUUGGAAAUUUGAAAUAGACGAACUAGGUGUAGGAGAAUAUUAUGGCUUUGUUGUAGAUCGAAACCAUCGUUUUUUACUCGGCGACUUGACUGUAACACACAAUACCAAGUUACUGGAUAAAAUCCGACAAACGAACGUUCAAGAAGGCGAAGCUGGUGGUAUAACGCAACAGAUUGGUGCCACUUAUUUUCCCAUGGAAAUUAUAAAAAUGAAAACCGCUCCGCUUAAUAAGGACGGCACGCAAGAAUACAAACUUCCUGGUCUUUUAAUAAUAGACACACCUGGUCACGAAUCAUUUACAAAUUUACGUUCCAGGGGUUCCUCACUAUGUAACAUUGCCAUCCUUGUAGUCGAUAUCAUGCAUGGUUUAGAACCACAAACAUUGGAAUCCUUGAGGUUAUUACGUGACCGUAAAGCACCUUUUAUCGUAGCACUGAAUAAGAUUGACCGUUUGUUUGACUGGAAAUCCAUACCAGAUAAUGCAUUCCAAGAUUCUCUUAGCAAGCAAUCAGAAUCUGUGAAGCGUGAAUUUAAAAACAGAGUUGAAAACACGAUAUUGGCUUUCUCAGAACAGGGAUUAAAUUCUUGCUUGUAUUACGAGAAUAAGAACUUUGCCAAAAACGUAUCGCUCGUUCCGACAUCUGCCAUUACAGGCGAGGGAAUACCCGACAUGUUGAUGCUGUUAGUAAACCUAACACAAUCUAGAAUGAGCAAUGAGUUGAUGUACUUGUCAGAAUUAGAGUGCACUGUGUUAGAGGUUAAAGUGAUCGAAGGUCAUGGUACCACAAUCGAUGUUAUUUUGUCUAAUGGUGUGCUUAAUGAAGGCGACAAGAUUGUACUUUGUGGCCUUAAUGGUCCUAUAGUCACCACCAUUCGAGCGCUGCUGACACCACAACCUAUGAGAGAGUUGAGAAUAAAAUCUGCUUACGUUCAUCAUAAAAGCGUGAAGGCUGCUCUCGGUGUAAAGAUUUCUGCACAAGAUCUGGAUAAAGCAAUUGCUGGCUCCCGUCUCAUGGUCGUAGGGCCUGAUGACGAUGAAGAUGAUCUCAAGGAUGAGGUUAUGUCUGAUCUUAAGAGUUUGAUGAGCUCGAUCGAUAAAUCUGGUAGAGGUGUAUGUGUGCAAGCUUCAACCUUAGGUUCUUUGGAAGCCCUCCUGGAAUUCUUAAAAGUAUCCAAAAUUCCAGUUUCUGGAAUUAAUAUUGGUCCUGUGCACAAAAAAGAUAUAAUGCGCGCAGCCACCAUGCUGGAGAAAGCGAAAGAGUUAGCUGUUAUUUUGUGCUUUGAUGUCAAAGUCGAUAAAGAAGGACAAGAUUUGGCAGACGAAUUGGGCGUCAAAAUUUUCAAGGCAGACAUUAUUUAUCAUUUGUUCGAUCAAUUCACUGCUUAUAAUAAGGAAAUAAUGGAGCAAAAGCGUAAAGAUCAAGCUCCUCAAGCAGUUUUCCCUUGUAUUCUCAAAAUUAUUCCUGGCGCGAUUUUUAAUAAGCGAGAUCCUAUUAUAGUUGGAGUGGAUGUGGUUGAAGGUGUUUUACGAACUGGAACACCUAUAUGCGUAAUGAAAGUUGAUGCUGAAACGAAGGCACGUGAAUCCAUUUCACUCGGUAAAGUUGUAAGCAUAGAACAAAGCCAUAAAAAUGUUGAAAUCGUUAAAAAAGGCCAGGCAGGAGCUGGCGUAGCCAUAAGGUUGGAAAGUGCAGUAUACGAAAGUCAAAAGAUGUACGGAAGGCAUUUCACCGAAUCUGAUGAGUUAUAUAGCAAGAUUUCUCGUCAAUCCAUAGACGUGUUGAAAGAAUCAUUCAGAGAAGAUUUGUCCAAAGAAGACUGGGCGUUAAUAAUUAAAUUAAAAAAAAUCUUAGAUAUUAAUUAA
Acaulospora morrowiae is the source of this 4005-nucleotide messenger RNA. NCBI's taxonomy places the organism in Eukaryota, Fungi, Glomeromycota, Glomeromycetes, Diversisporales, Acaulosporaceae. The record is from the annotation of a GenBank genome assembly.